Messenger RNA from Trichoderma citrinoviride, 561 nucleotides. RefSeq lists its product as hypothetical. The record is from RefSeq and is a predicted model, not a curated record. Lineage: Eukaryota; Fungi; Ascomycota; Sordariomycetes; Hypocreales; Hypocreaceae. Gene Ontology annotation, cellular component: membrane. The transcript has 3 exons. The annotation marks the transcript as partial.
AUGGCGCGGUUUGCCAAUCGCAUGGAGAACACUGCUCUUCGAGCAGCUUCCUUCUUCUGCUACCUUAUGACCUUCAUUUCUUCCAUUAUCGUCGUUGGUAUCGUAGGCAACUUCCUGGAGCGUUUCUCGAACCGCGGCGUGGAUAUCGUCUACAUUGAAGUCAUUGCUGUCAUCACAAUGGUGGUGUACCUCAUUGGAAUGGCCGCCCCGUGGUUGCCAAGAUACGGAGGGCAUCUGAGUCCCCUCCAUCUCAUCUUUAGCUAUUUGUGGCUCACGGCAUUCAUCUUCACCGCUCAGAGAUGGAGUCACCAUAGAUGCAGAAGGGGCAUUCCCGUGGGUGGACAAUGUGGCAGGAAGCACGCGGUUGAAGCAUUUACCUUCCUCGCCUUCUUCUUUAUCCUAUGUAAUCUCAUCAUUGAAGCCCUGCUCUACAGAGCUCACCGACGGACUCUGGACAAUGAGCCCACUCACCACCACACCAAAGAACGACCAGCCUCUGGCGUUUCCGGUGUUUCUGGAGAUACUGGUGUCACCGGCAAUACCGCACCACCGCCAGCAGCA